CAGCAUCUCGACGUUCUCGAAACACAUUCAACACGCACGAUUCAACGAGAGUAAACCUUUCCGUAUUUAGUGUCGUCGAUCUCUACUGCGUCCUCGGGCUUGUUGUUGUGAUGUUCGAUUCACCGACAGACGAUUAUGGAGAUAGCUGAUGCCGGAGGUGGUUCUACACGGUUUCGAGUACCUGCUCUGUUCCUGUCGCUAUUGCUACUCGGAUGGACAGACCGCGUGUCGAGUGGUGAUUGCGGUCUGGCCGAGUUAACCUGCAGGGAUGGACAUUGUCUACCGAUAGACGCGUUCUGCAACGGGCAAGAUGAUUGCGGAGAUAACAGCGACGAGCCACCGAUGUGUACUCCCUGCAAUCGGACGUAUUACGGCCGAGAGGGUCGCACGUACAAGCUGGAUCUUCCUAGACCCGCAGAGGAACGUCUGCCUUUCUUCUGUCAUUUAACGUUCACCGCUGCUGGCCAGGGGUACGGAGAGCUGGUGCAACUGUUGUGGGACGCAUUCAGCGUAGGUAGAGUAGAUCCUAACACGGACAGCUUUCUCGCGAGCUGCCCGGAAGGUUCGUUACAGUUAGCGGAAUUAGGUAGACAUUUCACCGGUGGUUCGUGGUGCGGAGUCGGAGAAGGGACAGCUUCUUAUUACAGCGAGACCAGCGCCGUCACCGCUUCCAUACGACUGUUUCACGCGCCCCCCAUGGUACCGUUCGACUUCCGUUUGCGCUACAGAUUCGUAGCACGGAACGAAGCCGUGGCCAGGUUGGGGAAACCAGAACUACCGAUCGAACGGGGCUCCCCGGUGCCGGGCACGUACUGCUCGAGAGACUUCGACGAGUGCCACCUGAAUCAGUGCAGGUUGCAGAGCCCGAAUUAUCCCGGGGAGUACCCGAGGAACGCGAGCUGCAUGAUCACUAUAAGGCAGCAAGAGGUGCCCACGUGCAAGCACGCGAUGAUUUCCGUGAAAUCCACGCCAGCUGGACCAGCUGGCAUAACUACCACUAAUAGUACUUUAAGCGUAUGGCAAGACUGUCCUCCGGAGAAGGAUCGUCUAAUCUUCCACGACGGCGUUCGCACGGACGAUCCGAUUUUGUUGAUAUAUUGCGGAGGGCCUUUACCACGGAUCACUGCCAGAGGUCCGACGAUGCAGGUGGAGUUCAGAAGUUCCCCUAUACCCAUUCCUCUCGGUGCUUCCGCUUUGCGUAUCGAACUCGAGAUACAGGUGGUGUACGUCGAUUCCGACGGGCUCGAUUACGCGAAGGGCCCUCAGGGCUGUCACUUUUUUGUAAAUGGUACUAAUAAGAGGAGCGGCACGCUACGGGCACCGCUUCACGCACUGCCGCCAAACUCCAGCUGCACGUGGAACAUCAAGGGAUCAUCCGGGGACAGAGUGUGGAUUUAUUUUUCCUCGUAUUCUCAGAGAGAUCUGACGGGUAGCGUCGAGAACAACGCCAGCUCGCAGUCGGACGUAAAGAAUUGCGCGGUGAAAUUCAUAUUUUGGGACGGCACGCCGACUACCGGAUUGCCGAUGGCCACGCUUUGCGACGACACGCCCAAGCUGUGCGCCCACGCGGCGCUCAGGAACGUUACAAGAAGCACGAGGCCGUGCAAAGAUGAAGAAAGUUACAUCACGGUUGCGCCGUCCCUGACGUUGCGUAUGGAAACGAUGUUCGGUACUGCUCUUCACACCGUUAAUUUUAAUGCACAAUACGAAUUUAUCUCGACCGUUCAAGUUGGCGAGCCUUGGGGCGACGGUGUCUGCAGCAGGGUCUGGCGUAAGGUACGAAGCGGCGAGAUCACGACACCGCGGGAUGUUCGACUGUUCGGCAGAGGUGGAUCCUCGAAGUUGGAGUGCAGAUAUCGAAUCGAGGCGGGCGUCGACGAAAGAGUCAGGCUGACGUUGCAUAACGUCAGCUUGGGAGAGUCGACCGUUUGCACGAGCGAACCGGAUCCUCAUACGGGGCGACCACGUUGUGUUCAGGAAGUGGGCUCUAGAGAGGCUCGUUUAGUUUUAUACGAAGCUCCUUGGUGGGACGUGAGGCUUCCCAGAGCUUGUUUAUGUGAUAACACGUCUCAUCUUCCAUUGACGCACAUUUCCUCGAGCAGGGCUCUGGAAAUUACAUUUCUGGUCGACCAGCAAGCGCCGUACGAAGACUUCGAAACGCUUUUCUUUUACGCCAGCUUCGAGCUCGUAAGGGCACCCGAGUGCCCCAGGAAGCAGAGAGUACGCGGAGAAGGUGGCGAGUUACGAUUCGUCGCGCCUCCAUUAUCCAGACCAGACAUCUAUUGCGAAGGACUUCCCUGGUUGGUGGAGGCACGCGAGAACAGAUCUCUAUUCGUGUUAACCUGGGGUUGGUUUCUCCCUCUCGAACCGUUACCAGUAACGGAGAUGACCGAGCAAGUAAAGUGCCCGACUACCAACAGAAUCCUCCUUUACUCUGGUUGGCCGCCGAAACUGUUGAAGGUGGUGUGCCCCGCGGAACCGGGCUCGAGGGAGUUCACUGUUCACGUUUUCUCCGAAGAGUGGUUGGUAGGAGCCGACGAAGGGAAAUGGCCAGGGCCACCUAGGCCUCCGGCGCUUCUGUUGGACUUCGUCGCGAGGGAAUCUGGCCAGGCUGCAGCCUCGUGGCUCGAAAUCUCCAAGAGCAGAGCCGCGCUGCGCAGACAGUUACGUUUACCCGAGAGGGAAGUAGAAAGCGAAACCUCGAUCCACAAGGACUGCCCUCACAAAUGUCCUGAACUGAGUGCCUGUAUCGCUGCGAGUCUGUGGUGCGACGGAAGAGCUCAUUGCCCGUCUGGACACGACGAGGCGGAUUGCGGUAACGGCGCCAAAUUACUGGGACUUCUUCCUUCGGAGAUAUGGCUCGUCCUGGCGGGCGUUGCUGGAAUUAUCGCUGCCUUCGCGUGCUUUUUCGCUGUGCUCAUCAGCAGGUCGAAGACGAGUACAAAGGGACUUCACUAUAAAGGUACAAAGAAAAGCAAUAGACCGAGACGGGCGCCAACAGAAGAGACACUUCUCGGUGCAGCAUCCUGACAACAACAACCCGGUUUCGUGGAAUAUAUUCACGUGGACCGGGAAACAACUGUUUAGCAAUAUUUCUAUGUGCUUCACCGUCCACUAACUUAACACUGUCCCCAGGUAUCACAAUCCACCUUCAAGUACUUUCUUUUCUAGUCCACGGUAAUUAUGUUUCUUUAUUCCCAUCUUUUAGACACCGUUAUCGCUAUACACCUUGCUAGGAUCCAUACUAAUUAGCAUUCCAUUAGAACGACGACCUUAUUAACGAUAUACAGCCAUGUUCUGUUCCUUCGAACAAGAAGGAACGCAACCUUUGUUUCCUUUGUUUAAGAUACGGACACAUAAAGCAGUAGCGAUAUCGCUGUUUUUAUUAAUAUUCUACUAUCAUAUGCAGACUGUAUCGAGAUAUAUAGGACCCACUCGAGCGGUGGAUUACAGAUACAAGAACAAUGAAACAAUUCGAUGUAACCACAUUUCCUACUUCAUCUCGUUUCCAAGGUAUUUUCGUAUCGACAAUCCGCCGCUGAAGCGUAUUCUACAUGUUAAAAUACAACCUGUAUAUAAUAUUAACACGAUUACGUUACGUUCGUUGGGUAAUUUGGUUUGCUGGUGUAAUGUUUUACGAACCAAAGAGGUCGUAAGUGGGAAUAAUAUAAUAUACAGGAAUACAUCUAUAAUUUAAAAGGUAUCACACACAUUGCUCAAAGAACAUCGUAACUGCCAAAGAAUAUUUUAAGUUUAAUUAGCAAACUGUGAAAUUCCUAGCAACGAUAGAAAAGGUAAUAGACAAAGUAUCGGGGAUGUAAAGUGACAUCUUUAUAUUUUAAUCUAGAGAUAUCUUAAAUUUAUACGAGGAAAUUUAAUUGUUUAUUAUAGACAUAUUUUAUCAACGAUGCCAAAGAUUGAUUUUAAAUAUAUUCAAUGUGUUCGGAGUUUUCUCGUUCGGAGAUAUUUUUAUGACGUCUUUUCGCUUUUUAAUCAUCUCGAUCGAUCUAAUUCUAUGUUUUGAAGAGAUUACAUUUAAGGUGUACGAUUUUAAAUAAAUUUUAUUCGAUUUAAAAGCUCGCUGAAUUCACGGAGAUUAUGUCUCGGCGCUGGCAAUGCUGACGUAUCGUUUUUCCGUUUACUAAGCGUAGAGGAUUACGUAAAUAUAUACAUUUAAGGGAACAAUUGUAGGUGAAGUUCCAACGCACAAGAAAUUGAUCGAAAAAAAAAUGAAGGAAACAAAAAAAAAAAGAAGAAUUAGUUAACAAAAAUUUAUGGUACAAUAUUAUAUAACAGUGUUUUCCCCGUUUCUACGAAGAGCCACGAAUACAAGAGGAUAUUUUUCAAAUUUUCAAACGAUAUUUUAGAGAUCACCCUAACUUAGCAAACGUUUUUUCAUUGUGCAUUUAUAUUUACUUGAAAACCAAUUUCUUUGACUCACAGUAACGUUAUAUAUAUAUAUAUACAAACAAACAAAAAAUAGCGAAAUAUAUUCUUAUUAGCUAAGUAAAAUCGAAGAAAUAGUCGAACUAAUUAAAGUAUAGAAUAGUGAGGCGUAGAAGACACCUCUGCAAAUAUUCUAAAAGUUACUCAUAAAAAUCGCUGUUAUACAAUAUUUAGUACUAUAGUUCAUAGUUGCACUUAACAAAAAAACAAAAGAACAAAAAAUAAAUAGGAUCAACGUAGCUGUGACACAAAGUGAUGGGAGAUAACCGACGUAAUUUCUAAUUAUAAAUCACUCGAUAACGUUAGAGGAUUGUUAAAGUUAAUUGCCGUUACGUGAACAA
Molecule: messenger RNA, 4787 nt
Organism: Hylaeus volcanicus
Lineage: Eukaryota; Metazoa; Arthropoda; Insecta; Hymenoptera; Colletidae
Exons: 5
Coding region: 136-3030 (964 amino acids)
Cellular component (GO): plasma membrane
Molecular function (GO): protein binding
Source: RefSeq, a predicted model, not a curated record